Ficedula albicollis (Collared flycatcher) is the source of this 3626-nucleotide messenger RNA. RefSeq names its product EPH receptor B3 (gene EPHB3). The transcript is spliced from 16 exons. NCBI's taxonomy places the organism in Eukaryota, Metazoa, Chordata, Aves, Passeriformes, Muscicapidae. Bases 70 to 2985 code for a protein of 971 amino acids. Gene Ontology annotation, biological process: cell surface receptor protein tyrosine kinase signaling pathway; protein phosphorylation; axon guidance. Gene Ontology annotation, molecular function: protein binding; transmembrane-ephrin receptor activity; ATP binding. The record is from RefSeq and is a predicted model, not a curated record. Gene Ontology annotation, cellular component: neuron projection; plasma membrane.
CCGCCGCUGCUCCCCCUCCUGCUGCUCCUGCUGCUCCCCGGUGGCCGCCGCGCUCUGGAGGAGACCCUGAUGGACACGAAGUGGGUGACCUCUGAGUUGGCAUGGACAACUCAUCCAGAGACAGGGUGGGAAGAAGUCAGUGGUUAUGACGAGGCCAUGAACCCUAUCCGCACGUACCAGGUCUGCAACGUACGGGAGGCCAACCAGAACAACUGGCUUCGUACCAAAUUCAUCCAGCGCCAGGAUGUCCAGCGCGUCUAUGUGGAGCUGAAGUUCACUGUGCGGGACUGCAACAGCAUCCCCAACAUCCCUGGCUCCUGCAAAGAGACCUUCAACCUCUUCUAUUACGAGUCAGAUACGGAUUCUGCCUCUGCAAACAGCCCUUUCUGGAUGGAGAACCCCUAUAUCAAAGUGGAUACAAUUGCCCCAGAUGAGAGCUUCUCCAAGCUGGAGUCUGGCCGUGUGAACACCAAAGUGCGCAGCUUUGGCCCUCUCUCCAAGAAUGGUUUUUACCUUGCCUUCCAAGACCUGGGAGCCUGCAUGUCCCUCAUUUCCGUCCGGGCUUUCUACAAGAAAUGCUCCAACACCAUUGCUGGCUUUGCUAUCUUCCCGGAGACUUUAACGGGGGCCGAGCCCACUUCCCUGGUCAUCGCACCGGGCACCUGCAUCCCCAAUGCAGUGGAGGUGUCUGUGCCCCUGAAGCUGUACUGCAACGGCGACGGCGAGUGGAUGGUGCCCGUGGGAGCAUGUACGUGUGCUGCUGGAUACGAGCCCACCAUGAAGGAUACCCAGUGCCAAGCAUGCGGCCCAGGAACCUUCAAGUCUAAGCAGGGGGAAGGUCCCUGCUCUCCCUGCCCUCCCAAUAGCCGGACCACCUCUGGAGCAGCAAUGGUCUGCACUUGUCGAAACGGCUUUUUCCGGGCAGACACGGACCCCGCAGACAGCGCCUGCACCAGUGUCCCCUCAGCCCCCCGCAACGUCAUCUCCAACGUGAACGAGACGUCGCUGGGGCUGGAGUGGAGCGAGCCGCAGGACACGGGCGGGCGGGAUGACCUGCUCUACAACGUCAUCUGCAAGAAGUGCAGCGUGGAGCGGCGCCUGUGCACCCGCUGCGACGACAACGUGGAGUUCGUGCCGCGCCAGCUCGGCCUCACCGAGCGGCGCAUCUACAUCAGCAACCUGAUGGCCCACACCCAGUACACCUUCGAGAUCCAGGCCGUGAACGGCAUCUCCAACAAGAGUCCCUACCCUCCCCAUUUCGCCUCUGUCAACAUCACCACCAACCAGGCAGCCCCAUCUGCCGUGCCGACGAUGCACCUGCACAGCAGCACCGGAAACAGCAUGACGCUGUCAUGGACUCCCCCAGAGAGACCCAACGGCAUCAUUCUGGACUAUGAGAUCAAGUACUCGGAGAAGCAAGGCCAGAACGAUGGCAUCGCCAACACGGUCACCAGCCAGAAGAACUCGGUGCGGCUGGACGGGCUGAAGGCCAAUGCGCGGUACAUGGUGCAGGUGCGGGCGCGCACCGUGGCGGGCUACGGCCGCUACAGCCUCCCCACGGAGUUCCAGACAACUGCCGAGGGCGGUUCCACCAGCAAGACUUUCCAGGAGCUGCCUCUGAUCGUGGGUUCGGCCACUGCAGGGCUGGUGUUCGUCAUCGUGGUGGUGGUGAUUGCUAUCGUCUGCUUCAGGAAAGGGAUGGUUACUGAACACCUCCUCUCGUCUCCUUUGGGCAGGAAGCAGCGCAACAACACUGACCCUGAGUACACAGAAAAGCUGCAGCAAUAUGUUACCCCUGGGAUGAAGGUGUACAUUGACCCCUUCACCUACGAGGAUCCAAACGAGGCUGUCCGGGAAUUCGCCAAAGAGAUUGACAUCUCCUGUGUGAAAAUUGAGGAGGUCAUUGGAGCAGGGGAGUUUGGUGAGGUGUGCCGUGGGCGCCUGAAGCUGCCUGGCCGCCGCGAGAUCUUCGUGGCCAUCAAGACACUGAAGGUUGGCUACACGGAGCGGCAGCGGCGGGACUUCCUGAGCGAGGCCAGCAUCAUGGGCCAGUUUGACCACCCCAACAUCAUCCACCUGGAGGGAGUGGUGACCAAGAGCCGCCCUGUCAUGAUCAUCACGGAAUUCAUGGAGAACUGUGCACUUGACUCCUUCCUGCGGCUGAAUGAUGGGCAGUUCACAGUCAUCCAGCUGGUGGGAAUGAUGCGAGGCAUCGCUGCUGGCAUGAAGUACCUUUCGGAGAUGAACUACGUGCAUCGGGAUCUGGCUGCCCGCAACAUUCUGGUCAACAGCAACUUGGUCUGCAAAGUGUCUGACUUUGGGCUCUCUCGCUUUCUGGAGGAUGACCCAGCUGACCCCACCUACACCAGCUCCCUGGGGGGCAAGAUCCCAAUCAGAUGGACAGCUCCUGAGGCCAUCGCCUACCGCAAAUUCACUUCAGCCAGCGACGUGUGGAGCUACGGUAUCGUCAUGUGGGAAGUGAUGUCCUACGGGGAGCGACCUUACUGGGACAUGUCCAACCAGGAUGUGAUCAAUGCUGUGGAGCAGGAUUACCGCCUGCCACCCCCCAUGGACUGCCCCACUGCACUGCACCAGCUGAUGCUGGACUGCUGGGUGCGGGACCGGAACCUAAGGCCCAAAUUUGCACAGAUUGUCAACACGCUGGACAAGCUUAUCCGCAAUGCUGCCAGCCUGAAGGUCAUCGCCAGCGUCCAGUCUGGCAUCUCCCAACCGCUCCUGGACCGCACUGUCCCGGAUUACACCACCUUCACCACUGUGGGAGACUGGCUGGAUGCCAUCAAAAUGGGACGGUACAAGGAGAACUUUGUCAAUGCUGGGUUUGCCUCCUUCGACCUGGUGGCACAGAUGACUGCGGAGGACCUGCUGAGGAUAGGGGUGACGCUAGCAGGGCACCAGAAGAAGAUCCUGAGCAGCAUUCAGGACAUGAGGCUGCAGAUGAACCAGACGCUCCCGGUGCAGGUUUGACCACAGGGGACUCUGCAUUGGAAACGGACCAAGGGAACCUGCCAAAAAGGUUCAGUUUGCGGUGCAGCCCAGCUUCCUGUUUUCCCCUCCACAUGGCGCUCCUCUGCCUCGGACGGUCGCCUGGGACGGGAUGGGACGGGACACCCUUCCCUGGAUCGAAGGCACUCAUGCUGAGAGGGAGCCCAGCUUUUCGUCCCGUGUCCUGGAAUGGCGAGGCAGCAACACAUCUUCAUAUUGAAGAUGGAUUAUGGGACAGAGAUGGCACAUCCCACUUCCCACCCUGUCUUGGUGCUCAUCGGUUUGAAGAGUUGUUCUGCUUCUUGGAUUUCUUUUCACCCUGUUUUCCCCCCAGUCCUCACUUCCCUCACCUCCCCGAGGCCACAGACUGUUGACCCGUCCGCUGAGUCCGUCAGACACGUCCAAAGCCUUCCCUAACUCUGUUCCCCAUAUGGAAGCAGCUGGGGGAGGCCGAGCCAGCGACAGGGCUGGGGCCACCAGCCCCAGACAAUCACCCCUCUCCUCCAGCCCUGGCAAGCCCUCUGCCCAGGGGCCCGCACUGGAACGUGUCCGAAGGGAAGGCUUCGCUCCCUUUCUUGGCUUUGCACGCCAGAACCCGAACCCGAUUUACUAUGCAGGGAGUU